GCCCUCAUUGGUCCAGGCUGGGCCUAUGGUGUCCCUGCGGGCCUGGGAGGUGUGCGCUCAAGUUGACAGGCUUUCCCUUAAGUGGAGUGGAGCUGAGCGGAAUGGGCCUGGGGUGCGGCGGCUGGAGGCUGUCCUGCUGUGGGCCUGCGAAAAAGCAGAUGAAGUUCUGAACGGAGACCACAGCAAGGAGCAGAAAGACCCAUAUUUUGUGGAGACCCCUUACGGUUUUCAGCUAGACUUAGAUUUCGUCAAAUACGUGGAUGACAUACAGAAGGGAAACACCAUCAAGAAACUGAACAUCCAGAAGAGGAGAAAGCCAUCUGCACCAUGUCCAGAAGUCAGGGCCACACCCGGUCACCAAGGUGUGUGGACUUCCACUGAGUCUCUGUCAUCCUCCACCAGUGAUGACAGCAAGCAGUGUCCCAGCUUCCUCCUAGCCAGGAGCCACGUUACAUCAACCCCAAUCCCACGGCCGCCUGCCCCGCUAGAGACCUCACCCACUUUUGCCAUCCCAGAAAGUCGACAGCUGCUGCCCCCUCCCUCCCCACAACCCCCAAAGCACAACCUCCAUGUCACCAAGACAUUAAUGGAGACCCGGAGGAGACUUGAACAGGAGAGGGUCACCAUGCAGAUGGCACCGGGUGAGUUCAGAAGGCCCAGGCUGGCCAGUUUUGGAGGCAUGGGCUCGACGAGCUCCCUCCCGUCCUUUAUGAGUUCUGGCAGCCACAACCCUGCCAUGCAUCAGCUUCAGAACGGAUACCAAGGCAACGGAGAUUAUAGCAGCUAUGUCCCAGCGGCUCCCACCACUUCCUCCAUGGGGAGCUCCAUCCGGCACAGCCCAUUGAGUUCAGGGAUCUCCACCCCAGUGACCAACGUGAGCCCCAUGCACCUGCAGCACAUCCGAGAACAGAUGGCCGUCGCCUUAAAACGCCUGAAGGAACUUGAGGAGCAGGUGAGAACCAUCCCCGUGCUGCAGGUUAAGAUCUCUGUCUUGCAAGAAGAGAAACGGCAGUUGGCCUCGCAGCUGAAAAACCAGAGGUCUGCGUCCCAGAACGACGUCUGCGGUGUGCGGAAGCGGUCCUACAGCGCGGGCAACGCCUCUCAGCUGGAACUGCCUUCCCGAGCCCGGAGAGGUGGCGGGGAAUUAUACAUCGACUAUGAGGAGGAGGAGAUGGAGAGUGUGGAACAGAGCACACAGAGGAUCAGGGAGUUCCGGCAGCUCACGGCUGACAUGCAGGCGCUGGAGCAAAAGAUUCAAGAGAGCAGCUGCGAGGCUGCUUCAGAGCUCAGGGAGAACGGACAGUGCCCAUCUCGGGAGCGCAAGUCCGUGGCUGUGGGUAGCGAUGAGAGCAUGAGCAACAUUGUCAUAUACCACAGAGACUUCAGGUCCUGCAAGGAUACGGCUGUGGGGACAGUCACAGAGACAAGGAAUUUUGGCAUCAGUGUGACAGAAGCCAUGCUCGGGGUUAUCACGGAAGCUGACAAAGAGAUUGAGCUACAGCAGCAGACCAUCGAGGCCUUAAAGGAGAAGAUUUACCGCUUGGAAGUACAGCUUAAAGAAACUACCCAUGACCGAGAGAUGACCAAGCUAAAGCAAGAACUACAGGCUGCUGGAUCCAGGAAGAAAGUUGACAAGGCUACAAUGGCCCAGCCACUUGUCUUCAGCAAGUCGGUGGAGGCACUGGUGCCAACCAGAGACCAAAUGGUUGGCAGUCACGUGGACACAACGGACUCAUGUGUUGGGACCUCUGUGCCAACGAGUAGCGUAGGCGUCUCCUGCCAUCCUGACCUCACAAAUCAAGUCGUGGGCCCCGAGCUGCCUAUGAAUUGGUGGGUCGUGAAGGAGAGGGUGGGAAUGCAUGACCAAUGCAUAGGGAGGUCUGUUGAGACUUGUGACCGGUGUGUGGGUGUGGAAGUCAGCGUCUGUGAAACAGGCAGCAACACAGAGGCUUCUGGAAGCGACCUGACACUCCUGAAGACAAACCUGAACCUCAAAGAUGUGCGGUCCAUUGGCUGUGGCGACUGCUCUGUCGAUGUGAUCGUCUCCUUUCCCAAGGAGUGCGCCUCUCGAAGCAUGAACACGGAGGCUGUAGGCCAAGAGGAAGCUGCUGUCAUGGCAGUGCCUCAUACCACACACCAGCACACCAGCACAAAUCUGGAGCAGGUGGACCAGGCCACUAACACGGAGGCGGCCACCCUGGUGGAGUCCUUCACCAACACUUUCCUCAGCACUCUGGAGAAGCAGACCAGCACCCAGACUGUGGAGAUGCGAACGGUGGCCAUAGGAGAAGGCCGUGUCAAAGACAUCAACCCUUCCACUAAGACUCGGUCUGUUGGUGUUGGGACUGUGCUGUCUGGCGGUUCUGAGUUUGACAAGCCAUCUGCUGUGAAGACCAAAGAGUCGGGUGUGGGACAGAUAAAUAUUCACGACAGCUAUCUAGUCGGUCUCAAAAUGAGAACCAUAGCGUGUGGUCCUCCACAGUUGGCUGUGGGGCUGAUGGGCAGCCGGAGGAGCGUGGGUGUUGGAAGCGAGCCUGUAGGCGAUCUCCUAGAGGAUGCUCCUCAGCCUCGGGUUGCAUCUGGAGUGAUGACUGGCUUGGAUCACUACAUUGAGCGCGUGCAGAAGCUGCUGGCAGAGCAACAGACGUUGCUGGCCGAGAACUACAGUGAGCUGGCGGAGGCUUUUGGGGAGCCUCAUUCACAGAUCGGCUCCCUCAAUUCACAGCUCAUCAGCACCCUGUCGUCCAUCAAUUCUGUCAUGAAGUCUGCAAGCACUGAAGAGCUCAGGAACCCCGAGUUCCAGAAAACCAGUCUGGGUACAAUCACAGGAAAUCACUUGGAAUAUACCUGUAAGUGUGGAGGCCUUCGGCCGGGAGGACUGCUACAUGUGCAAACAUCCCAGCCUGAGCAAGAGGCAGGGAUGGCAGAAGGGAGGCCCCUCAGGGAUCGUGACCAGUUCCCCAUGCAGGGAAAUACUCUGCACCCGGUGAACCUGACUGAUGACCAGAUCGCCACCGGCCUCUAUGUAUGUCCAAAUAAUGAAAACACACUGAAGUCCAUCAUGAAGAAGAAUGACGGGAAUAAAGAUUCGAAUGGUGCCAAAAAGAACCUUCAGUUCAUUGGCAUUAAUGGCGGGUAUGAGACAACUUCAAGUGAUGAUUCCAGCUCAGAUGGAAGCUCUUCUUCUGAGUCAGAUGACGAUGAUGCCAUUGAGUAUCCUCCUGAGGAAGAGGAGGAGGAAGAGGAGGAGGAGGAGGAGGCCGACACUCGGGGAAUGGCGGAAGGGCACCAUGCAGUUAAUAUGGAAGGUUUCAAGUCUGCCAGGGUGGAAGAUGAAAUGCAGGUUCCAGAGUGUGAACCUGAGAAGGAGGAAAUCAGAGAGAGAUAUGAAUUAAGUGAAAAGAUGUUGUCUGCAUGCAACUUACUGAAAGAUAACAUAAACGAUCCCAAAGCUUUGACCAGCAAAGAUAUGAGGUUCUGCCUGAACACCCUGCAGCACGAGUGGUUCCGCGUGUCCAGUCAGAAGUCCGCUGUGCCAGCCAUGGUGGGCGACUACAUCACCGCGUUCGAGGCUGUCUCCCCUGAGGUGCUCCGUUACAUCAUCAACAUGGCUGACGGCAAUGGAAACACCGCCCUCCACUACAGCGUGUCUCACUCCAACUUCCAGAUUGUCAAGCUACUUCUGGACGCAGACGUGUGUAAUGUCGAUCACCAGAACAAGGCAGGGUACACACCUAUCAUGCUGGCGGCCCUCGCAGCCGUCGAGGCAGAGAAGGACAUGCAGGUUGUAGAAGAACUCUUCGGCUGUGGAGACGUGAACGCCAAGGCCAGUCAGGCAGGACAGACAGCCCUCAUGCUGGCCGUCAGUCACGGGCGGAUCGACAUGGUAAAGGGCCUGCUGGCCUGUGGGGCUGAUGUCAACAUCCAGGAUGACGAGGGCUCCACAGCUCUGAUGUGUGCCAGUGAACAUGGCCAUGUGGAGAUUGUGAAGUUGCUCCUGGCCCAGCCAGGCUGCAAUAGCAACCUGGAGGACAACGAUGGCAGCACCGCUCUCUCCAUAGCCCUGGAAGCUGAGCACAAGGACAUCGCUCUUCUUCUGUAUGCCCACAUCAACUUCUCAAAAGCCCCAUCUCCGGGCACCCCUAGGCUUGGAAGAAAGACUUCUCCUGGUCCAGCUCACCGAGGCUCCUUUGACUGAUUGUGUAAACACAGCCCUCCAUGUGUGCGUGUACCACCAUGA
Molecule: messenger RNA, 4240 nt
Organism: Acomys russatus (golden spiny mouse)
Lineage: Eukaryota; Metazoa; Chordata; Mammalia; Rodentia; Muridae
Gene: Kank1
Product: KN motif and ankyrin repeat domains 1
Biological process (GO): negative regulation of actin filament polymerization
Cellular component (GO): cytoskeleton; cytoplasm
Molecular function (GO): protein binding
Source: RefSeq, a predicted model, not a curated record